Messenger RNA from Ostrea edulis (European flat oyster), 1783 nucleotides. Its product is annotated as G-protein coupled receptor 157-like. Lineage: Eukaryota; Metazoa; Mollusca; Bivalvia; Ostreida; Ostreidae. Gene Ontology annotation, molecular function: G protein-coupled receptor activity. The coding region runs from base 49 to 1095 and encodes 348 amino acids. Gene Ontology annotation, biological process: cell surface receptor signaling pathway; adenylate cyclase-activating G protein-coupled receptor signaling pathway. The transcript has 4 exons. Gene Ontology annotation, cellular component: plasma membrane. The record is from RefSeq and is a predicted model, not a curated record.
AGCUGGGAUACACGGCAUCUCAAUUAAAGGCAAUAAGAUUUACUAAACAUGCAUUGUCUGUUACGUGCAACAAUUAUCACAUUUGUGAGCAGUGGCCUAUCGGUUAUCAGCGGAAUUCUUAUAUUCAUUGAAUACAGCCUAAACCUCCACCAUGAUCGACUAGCCACGAUGUUCGUGUUCAUGACGAUAGGUGAUUUUAUGUAUGCCGUUGGUUACAUUGUGGGGGAUAUGCGGUACUAUGACCUGUACGAGGAAAUUGACAAUGUGACCAGUACUAACUGCAGUAUAGUGUCAGAUGAUGCCAGCAAUGACCUGCUUUGCAAGGGUCAAAGCUUUGUUACGACGUACGGAAGUCUGGUGUCGUUUGCUUGGACCUGUAAUUUACUGAUCACGUUAUAUCUAUACUACAGAGGUCAUGACAGACCAUCACGGUUAAGGGAGGGGAUUUUGCACUUUGUCGGAUGGAUUUUACCAGGUAUAAUUGUCAUUAGCGCGGUAUCAGCCGGAGCUCUGGGUGAAGAUAGUGCGGAAUACAGCGGACCUUGGUGCUGGGUGCGGGACUUUCCAUCCAAAGGCGAAAGAAUUCUGUGGAUGCUUUUUGCGGGGAAAUUCUGGGAAAUUUUGACCUACAUCAUUACGUUCGUUAUGUUUGUACUCUGCAUGAAACUUACAAGUUGUGGCAGAAAGGAAGGCGCUCGCUUCCCAGAAGAUGUUACCAAUCAAAGACGUUUUGUGAGAAUGGAAGAUAAUGAAGAUGUAGAUGACCAGUCACAGAACAGAGAAGAUCAGAAACAUUAUGAAGAUCAGUCGUUAAUGAUGUGGAGAUUUUGCUUUGCGUGGAUAAUUUUGGUGGUCACUCGUUGCUUCGGCACAACCCGUUUCUUCUUGUAUGUGUUUGAUGUACAAGUUAGCGAUAAGGCAAAUGAAUGGCUGUUGAAUCUACAAAGUUUUGGAGAUGGCAGUUUGGCGUUUGUGAAUUUUGUAUUCUAUCUGAUCACUAACCCCGCUGUCGUACGAAAGUAUUGGAAGCAAAUCAGGGCCCGGAGCGGAAAUGAUGAAAUGUCAAAUAAUGAAAAUUUAAAUGUAAAUGAAUAAACAAACAUUAAAAAAGAAAUAAAGCAAUUAAACUUUUAGCUAGAGUAACAAAACCACAAAUAUAAACGGAUGCCCGCAUUAUAACCUUGAACGAGUUUAAAAUUAUGUAAAUAAAACCUAUGCUGAUAAAUGCAUGAAGCUUAAAUCUUUCUCUGGAUUACAAUGUGUAAAUAUUAGUAGACUAUUAGGUGGGAAAGUUUAUCGAGGAUAAUGCGCACGAUAUCGUAGAAUACAGUAAUAAAACUAUUGUAUCUAAAACCGACAGUAUAUGUCGAAAUAGUAAAUUUACUGGCCUAAAAAUCGUGGGUGGCCAAGAGAAAGUGAAAAUUAUCUAAAAAGACUUGCAUGUAUAAGAAUAUCUACGGAUUUCACCAUUUCUACAAGUUUUGAAAAUCAGUAGAAUGCUUUAUUGUUUCAAAAUAUACAUAACAAGACUUUUUAACAUGAGUCAUUUUUGCAAUUGGUCAUGGGAAUUAAAAGAAUCGUAGUUUUCAUUUUUUGCUAAGAAAAUCUAUAGGGGGUGCAUCAUUAUAAGAAUAACAUAAUUUUCACAGUAGUACAUGUAUGUACAUUAUGCAAUCACAAAAUGAGUCAUAAUUGCUAUUUUGUGAAACAGCUGAAUUUAUCAAGGUGAUAUAUUCCAAAAUGGUAUGAAGAACAAAACCUGGAAAUUAAAUUUUUCAUUUGA